GGGUGUUAUCCUGGUUAUGUAUGCGGGCUCUCGGUUUUUAUUGAAACCACCGAGAAUCUAGUCAUAUUGUGGGAAACAUAAGAGCUAAAUUCUUGCAGCUUGCACGUGGCUAAUACCUUCAAUAAUGGAUAAUUACGAGGCUGAAGAUCCUUUAGUCCCACUGGUGGAACCAAUAGACAUUUCAGGACUUAAAGUUACUGGCGACAGAAGUGGUGUGGCAAGCCAGGGUGUUGAAUUUGAGACCAGUGUGGAUUUCAAUGAACCAGAAGAAACUGACAUUAAGUUCAAGGCUGAGGACAUAUACAACAACCGGUUUUUGCCUGAUGAAGAUGACAGCGAUGUGGAUGAAGAUGAUGAGUCAUCACCUUUUGAGAGGAUGAUGAAAAAGAUGGAAGAUAUAUCACCUGAUAAGAAUGGCAUGGUGUUCAAGAAAGUUCUUCAACAAGGGAGUGGAGCAAUUGUUCCUGAAGGCGCUAUAGUCAGAAUUCACUACAAUGGUUACCUUGAAUUUGGAGAUGAGCCCUUUGAUUCAACAAGGCUAAGGAACAGUCCAUAUAAAGUUAAAUUACAAACAGGUGGGCUGAUUGUGGGCCUGGACCUUGCUGUAUCAUCCAUGAAGAAAGGAGAGCUGGCUCGCUAUAUCAUCCGACCUCAGUAUGCCUUUGGAGAGAUGGGGACCCCUCCAAGGAUUCCUAAGGAUGCCACUGUGAUGUACGAGGUGGAGUUACUGAACUUUGUAGAACAUGGGGGUGUGGAUGACAUAGAGCUUCUGUCUGAGGAGGAAAGACAACAGAUUGCUUUUGAUGACCUGCUCAAGGCUUGCAAGUCUUACAAACAGGAGGCAAAACUACAGUUUGAUAGUUCUAGCUACAGGAAGGCAGCCUCUUUGUAUAGAAAGGCAGUUUACAUGCUAGACAAAGCCCAUCUAAAAGAUGAAGAGGAGGAAGAAAAGCACCAGAAGAUACUGCUUCAGCUCUGUAUUAACCUAGCCCUGACCUGUAACAAGAUGGCAGAACCCAAGCGCUGCAUCAGCUGGUGUAAACGAGCCCUGGAGAUCCGUGGUAUUGACAACACCUCAAAGACCAAGGCUCUCUACCAUUAUGGCAAGGCUCUGCACAGUCAGUCCUACUUUGAACAAGCUAGAGACAAACUGAAAGCAGCCCAGAGACUCUCCGGGGGAAGAAACAUGUCUGUUAACAAUGAACUGGUGGCACUGGACAGAUCAAUCAAGCAAUUUGGGUUGGUUGAAAAGGAGACCUACAGAAGGAUGUUUUCCCAACCCCAGGGAAUUUCUGAGGAAGAAAAAGAGAAAGAAAACAGAAGACACCAAGAAGCAGAGGAAAAGUGUAUGGAAGUGUCAGAGAAAUUCCGUCAGUUCGCCAUCGAGAAUUUAAUGGAGUUUAAGAACAACCCGGAGCUGACAGAGAUUCCCUUCACGUCGUACAAGCUGACGCUGGGAGAGAUUGCCUGUAUGAUAGAGGAAGCAGACAAUCUCGGCCUCAAAGCUGUGCAAGUUGGCAGUGGACAAAACUCAAAGAUCAAAAUAGUGAAGAAGAAAAAGCCAAAUUAACGGACAAUAUCCUCAAACUUGUCAAACCUAUGGUGCUCAAGAUCUGCUGCUGACACAGUUGUCUUGUAUUCUGCUGAUUCAAUGAGGAAUGAGAUCAUGUUGGAAUGUCUUACCUUUUAUUACGCAACUUAUCUGGAAUAUAUGCAGCAUGAAUGAAUGUUUCAUCAUUUCAUUAUUGCCGUGUACUGUAUUUUAGAAUAAUUCCAGUCAAAUUUUUUUGUGCAUUUCUUUUUGUGUGUAAAUUGGUUGUUAUUGAUUGCAAUCUUUUCAAAUACAAGUUUCUCUAUUCUAGUCCUUGAUUACAUAAUGCUAUCAGUGUUUGUCAUUUGCCUUCUAUCUGUCAUAAUUUUUAGGAAUGGAAAAUGUGCAGUUUAUUAAAACUCGCAGCAAGUUCACUUUGAGAAAAUUUUGAGAUAUAGAAUAUCUCAAAACAGACUUGAACCUUUGAUUUUGUAACAACCUUUAUCUUAAUUGGUUAAUUUUCUGGUUACUGGUACUCUUGUGUUUUGGGGUUUUUUUUCUUUUUUUUCUUACAUAUUUUGAUAUAUAUUUUAGAUUCAUGAUUGUAUAAAUACAAUGUAUGUUCAGUAGACUUUCAGAUCUGUUAGUGUCGUUUAGAAUUUAUGCUUAUUUACAUACUGGUAUAUACAUGUAUGUACAAGAACCUCCAUAUUUUGAUAUAAAUCUGGAUUAGUUUUGAAUACUCUUAGAUGUGCUCUCUUACAAUCUACAUGUACAUGCACAUGUCUGGCAUUCAAUUCUCUUUUCUUUUCUUUUCUUUGUCAUGUAAGAGCUUAAAAAAAAAUAAUAAGCCAUAAAUUUAUUUUAUCGUUAACUUAGCUCUUAGAUAGAGAUUUUUUAAGAUCAACUUUCUGCAGUAUUUUAAGCCUUUUUUAUUUGAUAAACCAAAUGCCAAAGUAUGGAUACUGGUAUGUCAGCAUUUGAAGUACUUGGUUGUUAUGCCCACAGGUAGUUUUGUGUUUGGGCAAGGUACAGUAGAAUACUAGACUGUAAGCCUUUAAACAAGUUUUUGUCAUGCUGACAACUCUUGUCCUGUGUGUUUGUCAGAAAAUAUCAGGGUUAUUUGACAGUUACAUUUUGUAUUAAAGUUCAUAUAAUACUCAGGCAGCUAAGGCCACACAGUUGUGUAUCGGAUCAUCAAUCAUCAUUUUUAGGAUUGCAUUUUAUUUUUGUAUAUUAUUAGUUUAUGAAGACCAAAGAGUUUGUUCUAUGAUGAUAAUUUUUAAUAAAACAGUGCUGUUAUAG
This is a messenger RNA of Magallana angulata, 2836 nucleotides long. RefSeq names its product inactive peptidyl-prolyl cis-trans isomerase FKBP6-like. The transcript is spliced from 14 exons. NCBI's taxonomy places the organism in Eukaryota, Metazoa, Mollusca, Bivalvia, Ostreida, Ostreidae. Gene Ontology annotation, molecular function: peptidyl-prolyl cis-trans isomerase activity; protein binding. The record is from RefSeq and is a predicted model, not a curated record. Bases 125 to 1570 code for a protein of 481 amino acids.